UGUGGGCCGGCCUGGGUCAUCGCAGGGCCGGCCCUCUUUUACUGUUAACAUUGCUGUCGUGGGCCGCCGAGCUGCCACUCCAUUCGCCCCUACGUUAAUCCAGCCCUGAGCAUGAGACAGCUAAGGUCUGUGAUUGGCUGCCAGUCAUAUGGAUAUAUAGACAACCAGAGGGAAUGUAUAUCUAUCCACGUAGGCCAAGCAGGUGUUCAGAUGGGAAACUCCUGUUGGGAGUUGUAUUGCUUAGAACAUGGAAUCCAACCAGAUGGUGUUGUAGCAAGUGACAAGAUUAUACAAGUAGCGGACUCAUCAUUUGGCACCUUCUUCAGUGAGACAGGAUCAGGAAAGCAUGUGCCAAGAGCUGUGUUUGUUGACUUGGAAGAAACUGUCAUAGAUGAGACAAGAACUGGACUAUAUCGGUGCUUGUUCCAUCCAGAGCAACUUAUUACAGGAAAGGAAGAUGCUGCUAACAACUAUGCUCGUGGGCACUACACAAUUGGAAAGGAAUUAAUAGAUACAGUGCUGGACAAAGUCCGAAAGCUGUCUGACCAGUGCUCUGGCCUUCAAGGAUUUUUGGUAUUUCACAGUUUUGGAGGUGGCACAGGAUCUGGCUUUACUUCACUAUUGAUGGAGCGUCUAUCUGUUGACUAUGGGAAAAAAUCAAAGCUUGAGUUUUCAGUGUAUCCUGCCCCCAGGAUCUCUACUGCUGUGGUGGAACCUUACAAUUCUAUUCUGACAACCCACACAACUCUGGAGCACUCAGAUUGUGCCUUUAUGGUGGACAAUGAGGCGAUCUAUGAUAUCUGUAACCGUAAUCUGGACAUUGAGCGUCCAUCUUAUACUAACCUUAACAGAUUAAUUGCCCAAAUAGUUUCCUCUAUUACAGCCUCUCUGAGGUUUGAUGGUGCGUUGAAUGUUGACUUAACAGAGUUCCAAACUAACUUGGUGCCCUAUCCUAGAAUACACUUCCCACUAGUAACUUACUCCCCCAUUAUAUCAGCAGAGAAGGCUUACCACGAACAACUGUCUGUCCCAGAGAUUACAAACGCUUGUUUUGAAUUCUCAAAUCAGAUGGUUAAAUGUGACCCCAGACGUGGUAAAUAUAUGGCCUGCUGCUUGUUAUACAGGGGUGAUGUGGUGCCCAAAGAUGUAAAUGCCGCAAUAGCUGCUAUUAAAACCAGGCGGUCAAUCCAGUUUGUUGACUGGUGUCCUACUGGAUUUAAGGUGGGAAUAAACUACCAGCCUCCCACUGCAGUUCCAGGAGGGGAUGUGGCUAAAGUUCAACGUGCAGUAUGUAUGCUGAGUAAUACAACAGCAAUUGCAGAGGCCUGGGCCAGGCUGGACCAUAAAUUUGAUCUCAUGUAUUCUAAGAGGGCAUUUGUUCACUGGUACGUGGGAGAGGGAAUGGAGGAAGGAGAAUUCUCUGAAGCAAGAGAGGAUAUGGCUGCUCUAGAAAAGGACUAUGAAGAGGUGGGGACAGAGUCUGGUAAUGGUGGAGAGGAAGAGGAUGAUGAAUUCUGAACAUCUUUAGCCUACUGGCCACAUUGUUCAGUCUAUAUGUUGUACAGAUUUAUCUUAAAUAUUUAAGUGCUCAAUUAUAGUGAUUGAAGAUUAACAAUGGUUCUGAUAGCCCCUGUUAAAUAAAGUGAAACCCUACUAAGGAUCUAAAA
Messenger RNA from Hyla sarda, 1667 nucleotides. Its product is annotated as tubulin alpha-3 chain-like. Bases 112 to 1518 code for a protein of 468 amino acids. NCBI's taxonomy places the organism in Eukaryota, Metazoa, Chordata, Amphibia, Anura, Hylidae. Gene Ontology annotation, biological process: microtubule cytoskeleton organization; mitotic cell cycle. The transcript has 4 exons. The record is from RefSeq and is a predicted model, not a curated record. Gene Ontology annotation, molecular function: GTP binding; structural constituent of cytoskeleton. Gene Ontology annotation, cellular component: microtubule; cytoplasm.